This is a messenger RNA of Populus nigra (black poplar), 3125 nucleotides long. RefSeq names its product potassium transporter 1. The coding region runs from base 497 to 2782 and encodes 761 amino acids. Gene Ontology annotation, molecular function: potassium ion transmembrane transporter activity. Gene Ontology annotation, biological process: potassium ion transmembrane transport. The record is from RefSeq and is a predicted model, not a curated record. Gene Ontology annotation, cellular component: membrane. Lineage: Eukaryota; Viridiplantae; Streptophyta; Magnoliopsida; Malpighiales; Salicaceae. The transcript has 9 exons.
CCAAACGGUCAGUUCUUUAAUUGAAUAAGAUAUUUUCCGUUCCUUCCUCAACCCCCACCCCAAUGUGUAACCUUUUAUUUUCUUGACAUUCACAGUAAGGUAACCCCCACACAAUGACAGUAGCCAUUGGGCCAGAGCAAAAGAAUUCCAGAGAAUACAAUUCCCCUGCAAGACUGCAACUGCCAUUAUAUUUAUCAUAUAUCUCUUGUUAAACUUUGUUUGAUUGUUUACUUGUAUAAUUCUACGAGUUUCAAGGCUUUAUUUAGAUAAAAAAAAUUUAGAAAACAAAAUUUUAGAGACUAGAGAGGGACAAAGAGCAUUGAAUGCAUUUUGCAACCUCUUAGGUGCACACGCAUCACUUGCCUCUUCACUACUUGCUGCUGCCUCUCUUCCUACAUUCUCUCUUCUCUCUCUUUAUAUUCUCCUUUACAGCUUUUCACCCUCCAAGUUCCAACCUUUUUGGCCAUCUCUCUUGCUCACUCGGAGACAAAAAGCCAUGAACCCACCAGCAGAAUUUGUGGAGCAAGGGAUAUCUCCACAGAAUGUAAAGAAGGCAUCCUGCAUGAGCGUGAUCACAUUGGCUUAUCAAAGUCUUGGAGUGGUUUACGGUGACCUUAGCACAUCCCCUCUCUACGUUUACAAGACCACUUUCUCUGGGAAGUUGAGCCUUCAUGAGGAUGACGAGGAAAUUUAUGGAGUGCUCUCCUUUAUCUUUUGGACAUUUACUCUCAUCGCUCUUGUCAAAUACAUAUUCUUUGUCAUGUCAGCUGAUGACAACGGUGAAGGUGGUACCUUUGCAUUGUACUCUCUUCUUUGCCGACAUGCGAAACUCAGCAUUUUACCAAAUCAACAAGCCACAGAUGAAAAGUUGUCUACCUAUGCAACAGAAGCAUCUGCAGACACAUGGCAGAGUUCUGCACUGAAGUCAUUGUUUGAGAAGCAUCCAAGAUUUCACAAAAUGCUUUUGAUCUUUGUUCUUUUGGGGACGUGUAUGGCAAUUGGUGAUGGCGUACUCACCCCUACAAUAUCAGUCCUUUCAGCAGUUUCAGGGGUCAAAGUUAAAAUCACUGGACUCCAUGAGAAUUACAUAGUUAUAAUCUCGUGUGUCAUACUGGUGGGGCUUUUUUCUCUUCAGCAUCAUGGAACAAACAGAGUUGCUUUCUUGUUUGCUCCUAUUGUCACGGCAUGGCUUCUGUGUAUUAGUAGCAUUGGAAUAUACAACAUAUUCCGGUGGAAUCGACAUGUAUUUUGUGCGAUUUCUCCCAUUUACAUGCUGAAGUUUCUUAAAAAUACUGGCACUGAGGGAUGGGUGUCACUAGGAGGAGUGGUCCUUUCAAUUACAGGAGUGGAGACGAUGUUUGCAGACUUGGGCCAUUUUUCUUCAUCAUCAAUAAAGGUUGCCUUCACUUGUGUAGUAUAUCCCUGCUUAAUUCUUGCAUAUAUGGGUGAGGCGGCAUUCCUUUCCAAGCACCAUGAAGAUAUCCAGAGAAGCUUCUACAAAGCUAUACCAGAAUCUGUGUUUUGGCCAGUGUUCAUAGUGGCAACUUUUGCAGCUGUGGUAGGAAGUCAGGCUGUAAUAUCAGCUACAUUUUCCAUGAUAAGUCAGUGCUGUGCCCUGAAUUGCUUCCCACGUGUGAAAAUUGUUCAUACUUCAAGCAAAAUAUAUGGGCAGAUAUACAUUCCAGAGGUCAAUUGGAUGUUAAUGUGCCUUUGUUUGGCUGUGACAAUUGGAUUGAGAGACACUAACAUGAUGGGCCAUGCAUAUGGUCUGGCUGUCACUACUGUUAUGUUCGUGACAACUUGCUUGAUGGCACUGGUGAUGAUAAUUGUGUGGAAGAAAAAAAUAAUUAUUGCAGUUGCUUUCUUAUUGUUUUUUGGAUCGAUUGAAGUGCUUUACAUUUCAGCAUCUGUUUACAAGGUGCCAGAAGGUGGGUGGAUUCCACUUGUGCUGUCUUUGAUCUUUAUGGUUCUAAUGUACAUAUGGAACUACGGAACAAUGAAGAAACAUCAAUUUGAUGUGGAGAACAAGGUUUCGAUGAAUAGGAUAGUGUCUCUUGGACCUAGCCUGGGCAUGGUCCGUGUUCCUGGAAUAGGUUUGGUUUACUCCAACCUGGCUAUUGGAGUCCCUGCUGUUUUUGGACACUUCGUAACAAACCUGCCUGCCUUCCAUCAGGUGCUAGUUUUUGUCUGUGUCAAAUCUGUUCAAGUUCCUCAUGUCAGUGAAAAUGAACGGCUGCUUAUCAGUAGGGUCGGCCCAAAGGAGUAUGGCAUGUUUCGGUGCAUUGUAAGGUAUGGUUACAAAGAUCUGCAACAGGAAAACUAUGAUUUUGAGAACAGACUGGUAUCCGGAAUAGUUCAGUUUGUAGAAACAGAGGAAGAAAGUGCAUCUAAACUGACAAGCGAAUCAUUUGGGGAAUUUGAAAAUACAGCUUUCAAAGGCUUUGUUGCUUCAGAGCACCCCUAUACAAACUCAUGUCACAAGGAGAAAAUGGUGCCAUCUUCAUGUGAUAUUCAAGCAGAAGUGGCUAAAACUGGCAGUGAACGUCUAGAAAAUACUCAACUUAAUCACGAAUCGUUGCAAAUACUGAAAGCUAAGGAGUCUGGUGUUGCUUACAUUCUUGGGCAUUCCCACGCGAAGGCAAAGAAAUCAUCCUCUAUCAUCAAGAAAAUUGCAAUCAAUGUGGUAUACACUUUUCUGAGCAAGAAUUCUAGAGAACCUGAUGUUAUUCUUAAUGUGCCUCACACCUCCUUGCUGGAGGUUGGCAUGAUUUAUUAUGUCUAAGUUCUACAGGAGGGACACUAGCAAUUAGGAGAUUCUACACCUAGAGGGGAAAAAAGAAAGAAAGAAGACCACUGUUCAUUACGGUGACAGAUAUCGAGUACAGUCCGGAUAGUAGCCUAGAGAAUGGUGAGCUUUCUAGUCCUUUUUGAAUCCAGGCUUUACAGGUUUGCAUGGCACACCUUGCUUGUUCAUAUGGGAUUUAUGUUUGAUGACUAAACACCAUAUAACACCAUCACCAACAAUUACUAGAAAAUGUAUAGUCUUAUUUCUUGAAAUUGUUGGCUGUUCUAACAUAACACAUGCACAUGAAAGUUAAUGCCAUUCUGAAACAUUUGCUGAUAAA